AUGGAAGAACAUCAUCUUACUCCAUUAGCUGUUACUCAUCUUCUUCAACACACUCUAAGAAGUUUGUGCAUCCAUGAUAAUUCUCAAUGGGUUUAUGCUGUUUUCUGGAGGAUCUUACCUAGAAACUACCCUCCUCCCAAGUGGGAAGGACAAGGGGCUUAUGAUAGAUCAAGAGGAAAUAGAAGGAAUUGGAUAUUGGUUUGGGAAGAUGGAUUCUGCAACUUUGCAGCAUCAGCAGCAGCACCUGAAAUAAACUCUGCCGGUGAUUGUCCUAACUCGUCGUCAUCAGUUUACGGGAACUGCGAAUUAAUUCAGCCUUACCAAGGUCUUCAACCUGAGCUUUUCUUCAAGAUGUCACACGAGAUCUAUAACUAUGGUGAAGGAUUGAUUGGAAAAGUAGCUGCAGAUCAUAGUCAUAAAUGGAUAUACAAAGAACCUAAUGAUCAAGAAAUUAAUUUCUUGUCAGCAUGGCAUAAUUCAGCAGACUCACAUCCUAGGACUUGGGAAGCUCAAUUCUUGUCUGGUAUAAAGACCAUAGCCCUCAUUGCUGUUAGAGAAGGUGUUGUUCAAUUAGGAGCUGUUCACAAGGUGAUUGAAGAUUUGAGCUAUGUGGUUCUACUAAGAAAAAAAUUCAGCUACAUAGAAAGCAUACCAGGAGUACUUCUCCCACACCCUUCAUCAUCUGCAUACCCAUAUGGCGUUCCAACAGACCAAUGGCAUAAUUUCCAAGGAAGCAUUGCAGUUGCACCACAACAUCAACAACAACAUGGUGAUCAACUAUAUGACCAUUUCAUGAACAACAACAACAACAACUUGCCAAUGAAAGUAACUCCAUCAAUGAGUAGUCUUGAAGCAUUACUCUCAAAGUUACCUUCAGUUGUUCCACCACAACAUCAACAAACACAAACACAACAUGUUCUAGCACCAUUGGAAUUCAUGGGAGGAAUGCAGAAAGUUGCAAAACAAGAGUUAGAUGAAGAAGAACAAGAAGAGGUUUAUAGACCUGAACAGCUUGAUGUUGGUGAGAGUAGUAGUUCUAUGUCAGGAUAUCAUCAUCAUCAACAGCAUCAACAUCAUUUUCAUCAAAAUAUAAAUAAAGGAUCCAACAAUAUUAAUGGAUAUAAUUAA
This is a messenger RNA of Lathyrus sativus (Indian pea), 1128 nucleotides long. The record is from the annotation of a GenBank genome assembly. Lineage: Eukaryota; Viridiplantae; Streptophyta; Magnoliopsida; Fabales; Fabaceae.